This is a messenger RNA of Ziziphus jujuba (common jujube), 2424 nucleotides long. RefSeq names its product pentatricopeptide repeat-containing protein At5g66631. Bases 208 to 2160 code for a protein of 650 amino acids. The record is from RefSeq and is a predicted model, not a curated record. The transcript has a single exon. NCBI's taxonomy places the organism in Eukaryota, Viridiplantae, Streptophyta, Magnoliopsida, Rosales, Rhamnaceae. Gene Ontology annotation, molecular function: protein binding.
AUUACCCCAUUCCGCUUUUGGUUUUGGACAAGUCCUGUUUAAUGUCCAAACCCAUGCUAAACGUUGUUUGACUUCGAUGCUAUAAGAAGCUGUGUGGUUGGUUCGUUAUUGUUGUUAUGCACACACCAGGGGUUUGAUAUGCUGAAUGUGUGCGACUGCCAAAUUCCAUACCAAGAUAUCAUGGCCCUUACUAUCAGUGCACAGUAAAUGGUGGUAAUAAUGCAAUUUAAGCGACUCCUUCGUAGAAUAAACCAGACAACCAUCACCACCGGCCUUAAUCACCAAACUCGCUAUUAUGCCCGCGACCCAUUUCCCAACAAGGUCUCUCACUACCUCUAUCGAGCAAAACUCAUCGAUUCAAUUCGUCUUGCGCUCCGUUCCAACCCUCCCACCUCUCUUUCCCCUCUCUUGAACGAUCGUCUUCUCGACACUUUCGUCGUCACUCACGCGCUCCGAUCGGCUCCCUCUGCUGAUGCAGCUCUCUCUGCCAUUGAAGUCCUUGAGACACUCCCGGAUUUUUCGCAUACCCAAAAUACUUUCCAUGCACUGGCCACGGUCCUCGCCAAGUCCCGGCGAAAUGGGGAACUCAAAUCCUUGAUUGACGCCGUUCAUGUUGGAAGGUUGCGGAAUAUUCGUGUCAGCUUCAUGAACCUCAUGCAGUGGUAUGCCACCGCCGGAGACAUUGAGUCGGUCUUUCGGGUGUGGGAUGAGUACAGAGUUGCCAAUGGUAAAGUGUGCACCGAGUCAUAUAACAUUAUCAUGCGCCUCCAUGUAGAAAUGGGUAAGGACUCCGAGGCCGUGAAGAUUUUCCGGAGGUUGAUUAAUGAAGGGGCAAUUCCCAAUAGCAGAACUUACACGAUAAUGAUCGAACACCUUGUGAAAUCUGGAAAGCUGUAUGCUGCACUGGAGGUGUUCAAUGUAUUGCCUCUGAUGAGGGUCAAGCGGACUUUGAAUCAGUUUUCGGUUUUGGUUGAAGGAUUUAUUGGUAUCAGACAAUUUGAUGUUGUUCAGACUUUACUUAAGGAAAUGCAGGUUGAUGGGAUAUUGCCAGGCCGAGCUAUGCGUUUGGCGCUGGAACGAAUGCAGGAGGAGGGUUUUCUGCAAGAGACUGAGGAAUUUCUGAGAGAAAUGAUGCCGGAUGAGAGAAUCAAGAGUAUAGAGUUUUGUGUUGAUAACAGCGAUGAGGAACAGGACGAUGUUAUUCAUUCAAGUGGAGGAGAUGUUGAUCGGAUUGAGUUGAAACCAUGGUUAGACCCCAGAGCAUUAACCAGUGCCUUGAAAAACUGGAACCCUGAAGAGGUAUCAGCAUUGGAAGAUGCAAAAUUUGUGUGGACAACUCGGUUAGCUUGCAAGAUUCUUAGGAAUUUUAAUUCACCAGAGACAGCUUGGAAAUUCUUCUGUUGGGUUGCUUACCAACCAGGAUUCACUCAUGACAUUUACACGGUACAGAGAAUGAUGGCUGUUUUAGCACGCCAUGGUCAUGCUGAGUUAAUCGAUAAACUCUUAUCCAAAGUAAGGAAGGAAGGAAUGAGAUUGCCCUUCUGCACUAUCAGAUUGAUUAUUGACUUAUAUGGCAUUUCAAAGAAUGCCGAAGCUGCUUUAAAGGUUUUUCGUGAUGAUAGAAAUCUAUGCGAGCCCAUUUCUAAAUUUAAUAUGAUGCUAUUGUAUUCAUCUCUUUUACGGACACUAACCAAGUGUAGGAGAAACACAGAUGCCUUGGAUAUACUUGAUGAGAUGAUUUUACAAGGGAUUUUCCCUGAUAUCCAGACAUUUUCUGGGUUGAUGCAUCAUUUCGCACAAAAUGGAGACAUUAAAACUGUUCAGAGACUCUUUGGAAUGGUUAGGCAGAGUGGACUUGAGCCUGAUGCUUAUAUGUUUAAAGUUUUAAUCCAAGCUUAUUGCAAAUGUGGGAGAGCAGCACUUGCAUGGAGAGUUUUUGAAGACUUGAAGAAUUUAAAGUUGAUGCCUGAUGCUGGAACGAAAGAGUUGCUUGUAAAGAGUCUUUGGAAGGAAGGCAAGCGAAGAGAGGCUGCUGCUGUGGAAGAGAGCUGUGAGGAAAUAAAUGAUGUCCUUCCACUUACAUUGCGGGGUCACAUAUGGACGGUUAGCUCUGCAGAUCUCACAAACGUUUUUAACAUUUAUUCAAAUAGCUUUACUUAAAUGGAGGUUGGUAGAGUUUCUACUGGAUGUUGAAAUAGUUAAUGAUCUGUUUCAUGGUGAACACUUCAAGACUUAAGAUAGAAGCUUAAGAGAAUGAUUUUUGAUGCCAACAAAAUCAAGUUUAUGUCCUUAUUCAGCUUAUCAUAAAUGGAUUACAUGCAAGAGACAAAGGGGUAGUCACCAAAAUUUUUAUAGUUGUCGUUGUUCGUUGUUUCUUAUAGGUGGUUUAUUAUUGGCUUUUUGUAGUCAAGUACUACACCUCUA